This is a messenger RNA of Glossina fuscipes, 2332 nucleotides long. It is a transcript of the gene gudu, whose product is annotated as armadillo repeat-containing protein gudu. The transcript has 5 exons. The coding region runs from base 1 to 2202 and encodes 733 amino acids. The record is from RefSeq and is a predicted model, not a curated record. Gene Ontology annotation, molecular function: protein binding. NCBI's taxonomy places the organism in Eukaryota, Metazoa, Arthropoda, Insecta, Diptera, Glossinidae.
AUGGCGAACACCAAUAACAUUAGUGGGGAGUUUAAUACAGAAAUAAGUGAUGUUGUAUCUGUACAUAGAAAGAAAGCCGGAAAAGAAGGUAAGAUACCUUCAAUCAUUUUCGAUUCAUCCAAUAAAAAGUAUACAUUAGAAAAGGUCCAGAAUAGUGCUCCACAACAACAGGAACCUAGCGAGUUUUCGCUAAGUAAGCCGUCUUCCAAAAGUAGACCACGUUUCCUAAGACGUUCGGGUCAGCAGAAAUGCGGUAGCUGCCCGGACCGUCUUUCAAAUAUCAAAAAAUCUGUCCAAGCUUUAGACUCGGAUUCAACGGAGGUGGAAUCAUCGACGGAUGAGGAAGAGCGUUGGAAGGAUGUGGCCCGUGCAGCUGAGAUACCUGCCGAUUAUUAUAAUAUUCAAAAGUUGGUGAAAUUUAUUAAGGCCGGCAAUCAGACGGCUACUAUAGUGUCAUUGUGUUGCCUGCGCGAUUACGAUUUGACCACACAAAUCAAUCAGUUCGCUAUACAAGAUAUUGGCGGCUUAGAAGUAAUGGUUAAUAUUUUGGAAUGCAAUGACGCCAAAUGCCGUUUAGGUGCACUCUCAGUGCUGGCUGAUAUCUCAUUGAACAUAGAUAUACGCAAGACCAUAGUAGACUUGGACGGAAUACCAUUGAUAAUUGAUAUUUUAAACUCUUCAAUGAAAGAUUUAAAAACGGUGGCGGCUGAAACAUUAGCGAACGUUGCAAAAGUACGCUUGGCUAGGAAGUAUGUACGCGUUUGCGGCGGUAUACCGAAGCUUGUAGAUUUGUUGGAUAUAAAAUUACAGAUCCUUAAAACUCCUCGGGAAGAGCUAACAGCCGAAGAAAUCGAGAAUCUUAAUCAGGCCCGAGCUGGUGCGCGUGCUUUAUGGUCUUUGUCCGAUUCACGUCACAAUAAAGAGUUAAUGCGUAAAAGUGGCAUAGUCCCUCUAAUGGCUCGCCUCCUGAAAUCGUGUCAUAUUGAUGUCGUUAUUCCGAUUAUGGGCACAAUACAAAAGUGCGCUUCUGAACCUAAAUUUCAGUUGGCCAUUACCACGGAAGGCAUGAUCGCUGAUAUCGUCAAUCAUUUGAAUUCCACAAACUUAGAUUUGAAGAAAGAGGGUAGCAGCGCAAUCUACAAAUGCGCUUUCGAUAAGACCACAAGAGAUCUGGUAAGGGAGGCUGGAGGUCUGGAACCAUUGGUCGCUAUUGUCAAGGAUAGAAAUGUGCGUGACAAUAAGCCCCUACUGAUCGGUGCUACAGGCGCUAUUUGGAUGUGCGCCGCUUCUCCCGAUAACGUACGUAAAUUUGAUAAUCUACGCACUGUCAAUCACUUAGUAACUUUACUGAAUGACGAAUCCGAUGACGUACUAACUAAUGUAGUUGGAGCUAUAGCGGAGUGUGUGCGUUUUCAAAAUAAUCGCGAAGUUUUGCGGAAUGCAAAUGGUUUGCCAGCUCUGGUAUGUUUACUGAAUUCUUCGCAUGCGCCUUUGUUGGAGAAUUUAGCGAAAGCUCUGAAAGAAUGCGCUCAAGAUAUACCCAGCAUGCGAAUUUUAGAAGAACUCGACGCUGUACGUUUGAUCUGGUCGUUACUGAAAAACACCAAUUCCAGAGUUCAGGCUUUUGCCGCUUACGCCAUUUGCCCUUGUGUGCAGAACGCUAAUGAUUCCGGAGACUUGGUACGCAGUUUGGUAGGGGCGAUGGAGUUAGUUGUGGGAUUGUUGAAAUCUAAAGAUGUUCUCGUGUUAUCGGCGGUUUGCGCAGCCAUAGCUACGAUUGCUAAAGAUAAUACCAACGUAGCUAUAUUAACGGAUCUCAAAGUCAUCUAUAAAUUGGCAAACUUAGUUAAUACCACGGAUGAUUUGUUGAGAGCGAAUUUGGCUGCGGCUAUAGCGAGUUGUGCAACCUUUGGUAACAACACUCAGGAGCUGGGUCGCUUGCGAACAGUCACUCCGAUUGUUACUUAUAUGACCAGUGAAGAUCCCGAAGUGCAUCGCACUACUGCCAUGGCGUUGGAGAAACUCUCGAUGGACCCGCAAAAUUGCAUAACUAUGCACCAGAGCGGAGUGGUGCCAUUUCUCUUGGAAUGCGUUGGCUCAACCAACAAGGAACUGCAAUUGGCCGCCGCCGGCUGUUUACGUAACAUACGAGAAUUGGCACUUCGUGCUGAGGAAUAUCUUUUGAAAAUCGACGAUGACUAGUCGACCUUAGAAGAGAGUUUCUUUCCUUGUUUUAAAAAAAUUGAUUUUGGGCGAAUAUUUUAUUUUUACUAUGUUAACGUAUACGAGCCGUUUAUUGGCCGUCUGGACCUGGCCUAAGUCGUGGCGUAAG